AUGUUACAUAAAUGGCAUUCGAACGCCGCAAAAUUAGAAAGUCAUGUAAAGGAAGAUGGAGAAACUACCUAUGCGAAGGAAAGUCUAGGGACAACACCAUCAGAGACUAAACUUCUUGGAUUAGGCUGGAACAAAUCAGAAGACACUUUGUCAGUGACAUUUCCACCAAACGAAAAUGAAGUUACGAAAAGAAUCGUUCUGAGAACUAUGGCAAAAAUCUAUGAUCCGCUGGGAUUAGCAGCUCCUAUUCUACUCACGGCCAAAGUGAUCUUUCGAGAUAUCUGUGAUUCUAAGCUGGGAUGGGAUGCAGAUCUACCUGAAGAGCUAAAGGGGCGAUGGGAGAAAUGGUUGAAGAAUUUACCUGUACAGUUGAAAAUGCCAAGAGCAAUACCUAGAGAAAUCGGUGUGAUUGUCGAAUUGAUUCUUAAUGGAUUCGCAGAUGCGAGCAUUCUUGGUUGUUGCGCUGUGAUCUACGCUGUUAUCAAGCAAGCUGGAGUGAUUAGUCAAGGGUUCCUGAUUUCGAAAACAAGAUUGGCCAAACGGGACUUGACUAUUCCGCGCCUGGAGUUAGUGAGUUUCCACAUGCUAAGUAACCUCCUACACAACACAUUCAAAGUUCUUAGUCAUAUACGCAUUGCUAGUCAGGGAAGAUAUAAACAAUUUGUGGCCCAUCGAGUAGAGAAAAUAAAUGAGAAGGAAGAAAUCGUUUGGAAAUAUGUACCUAGUAAAGAGAAUCCUGCGGAUAUCGGUAGUCGGGGAUCAAGUGACUUGGAAACUAAUGAAAUGUGA
Molecule: messenger RNA, 789 nt
Organism: Paramuricea clavata
Lineage: Eukaryota; Metazoa; Cnidaria; Anthozoa; Malacalcyonacea; Plexauridae
Source: the annotation of a GenBank genome assembly